Molecule: messenger RNA, 855 nt
Organism: Talaromyces marneffei
Lineage: Eukaryota; Fungi; Ascomycota; Eurotiomycetes; Eurotiales; Trichocomaceae
Exons: 2
Coding region: 1-855 (284 amino acids)
Molecular function (GO): riboflavin reductase (NADPH) activity; FMN binding
Source: RefSeq, a predicted model, not a curated record
AUGAAGCUCCUCACAUCGCUGCAGCUUUCCGUGCGACGAGCAGCGCAAAGACAAAUAUUAUAUGAACUCAGUAACUCACAAUUGACACAUCAACCACCUGCAACAUCAAUAUGUCCACAUCGCCCCUUCUCAACAACCACCUCCAACCUCUCCAAACACAACCACUCAACACCACCACCACCACCAUUAUCACAACAACAGACCGAGUCCUCCAUAUCCCACAAGAUCCGUCUCCUCAUGCGCUGCAUCCCGCACCCCGUUGCCAUCGUCACCGCCUCCUCACCCUCACCAACCACAAACCAAAAACCAAUUCCCAGAGGAAUGACAGUUUCCUCCUUCAACACCGUAACCCUCCACCCAAAACCAAUAAUAACAUUCAACGUACGCCAACCCUCCGAGACACUCGCCGCAAUACAAUCCUCAGGACGAUUUUUAGUCCAUUUACUCGCGCCCACUGCAUCAAUGGCGCGGUUAGCGCGGAAUUUUUCGAGGGGCAAUGUCAAUGUUGAUUUGGAUCGAUUCGAAUACAUCGAGCAUGGUGAGAUGGAUAAUAAUGGGGGGUCUACAAUAUUACCGCAGCUGAUUCGAAGGCGGAUUAAUAACAACGACAACGACAACGAAACGAUAUGUGACGAUAAUAAACUCGAGGAGGAUUUCACAUUUAUACUUGAAUGUGAAUAUCUACCUGAGAAAUCGGUGCAGGUGUAUGAUCAUAUGAUUGUGCUUGGGAAUGUGAAGCGGAUAAUAGCACCUGGUCCAAAUGCCUUGGAUGAAGGGAAGCGGCAUACAAGAGAGGAUUUUUGUUUGAUGUAUGCUGAUACCCGGUUUUGGGGCAUGGGCGAGGAGACGUCGUGA